AUGGAGUGCACGCAUAUCCUCUCCCUUCCGACGCAACUCCUGGUGAAGAUCUUAUGGCAUACCAGCCAGUCCAUCAUGGAUAUCAUAUCGGACGGAUCUGAGAGUGGCGAUUACAAGUUCUUGAGUACAAGGGGCGAUAUCUGCCGUGGACGUCCGUCGAUCUUUCCUGAGAAAAGCAUCACUCUCGCACAAGCACCCCUGGCUUCCGCAGAUGUGGCGUGGAAUCUCCUCGUAGCUUCCGUCUGCCGUGACUGGCGUCGUCUCGCGGAGCGCCACGUCAGCAGCAUUUCUGUCCGAGAGGAUCUCGCUGUCUCCCGCCAAGAUCUCGCGAGCGCCGUUACUCGCUUCCCGAGUCUGACCCACCUUCACCUGCACGAUGGCAGCGCGGAGUGCGUCGACGACGCGUUCCUUGCUCACCUCGCCUCCACCUGCCCUAAGCUGAGGGCGCUUCACGUGGGGACCAGGAUCAACCUGUUUCACCGUAACCCGCGGAUCCAGGUCCCAGAAGACUCGCAUCCGAUCACUGAAGCGGUCUCCGUCAUCUGCCAAGCCUUUCCAGUCUUUCCGUAUCUCCUCACCACUGUGCUUGGGCGUGAUGCCGACUCUGCCUCGUCCCCACCUCUACAACUGCCCUCUCUGAGGUCGCUGCGAGUCAACGGCAUCUGCCAAACAUUCUUCGACCUGUUUCCUUCAGGCUCGCCAGGCACCGAUCUCCAACUGCUGGAAAUCGCCUCUGUCAGCGCCGCUGAGAUUCUCCCCGCUGAUAUUGGAGAGCUGAUGCCGUGUGUGCGGGAGUUGAGUCUUUUCAGAUGCGCGAGCGUGACGGAGCUGCCAGAGGAGCUGACCUCCCUCGCACGGUUGGAGAGCCUGCGCAUCUCCUCUUGCACCCAGAUCUCCCGCCUUCCAAGAAACCUCGGGGAGUUGUCGGCACUCAAACGGUUGGAGCUGUUCGCGUUGCCUCUCACAGCCCUCCCUGACUCCCUCGCCCAGCUCACACGCCUCGAAUUCUCUCUCCUCGAAUGCCAGGGGGUUCGCCGGCUGCCAGCGGAAUUCAGCUGCCUCACUGCUCUUGAGACGCUGUAUCUUGGACAGAUGCUUCCAGACGGCAUCGGCAAACUCAGUAACCUGAAAACUCUUCUCCUGGAAGAGCACGGCCAUGUGCAGCGGCUGCUCCCGUCUUCAUUCACGCAGCUCUCUCUCUUGACACGUCUUGAGCUUAACAGGUCCACGAUUGAAGAGCUUCCACAGGACAUAGCGAUGCUGAGUAGCCUGCAGCACCUGUGCUUGUGUUCCUGCCCUAAUCUCAGAAUGAUCCAUGACUCCGUCUCAGGCCUCACAGGGUUGGAGAUCCUAGUGAUUGAUAACUGCUAUCACCUCACGCCAGUUCCAGGGCUGGAUGCUUUCACAAGGCUGAAGCGGCUGGAGGUGGUUCACUGUGUGGCUGAGCCUCCUGCAUCCCUCCCUCCGUCUCUGGAAUUCCUAGCCAUGCCGAUGUACAGUCAGCGCGCUCCUCCCUCCACCAUGCCCCACCUGCCGCAUCUGAGGAGCCUGGAGCUCAGUAAAAUUGAUGCUGGAAGCAACCUGGCAGCGAUCACGAGUGCGUGUCGACUGAGGAGGCUGAAGCUGCAACUGGUGGGAGAAGCCGAGGAUCUCCCCUCGCCCUUUCCACACCUCCCGCACCUCCACGUGCUGCUGAUUCUGGAAUCCCCCAAGCUCAGACGGCUCCCAGAGCGCAUCGGAUCGCUACUACCACAGCUGCGAGAGCUGGUAGUUCAGAAUUCAUCGUUGAGAAGGCUUCCGGCAAGUGUGUGUGAGCUGCAGUGCUUGACGUCGUUGGAGAUCAGAGGAUGCAUUCGCCUGGCACCUCUCCCUCAUGACAUUGGUGUAUUGACUCGCCUGCGCAGGCUGAGCGUGUGCUUCUGCAGGUUCUUGGGGGAGCUGCCUGAUUCCCUGACCCAGCUCACAUGUCUGCAGGAGCUGAAUGCUGGGUUUACUUGCCUCCACUCCCUCCCAUCAGGAUUUGCUCGAUUGUCCAGGCUGAGACGACUCUAUCUGAACGGCUGUGAGAAUCUGGAAGCGCUGCCAGAGGAGGUGACAGAGCUGAGGAUGCUGUGCUACUUGGGUGUGAGGGAUUGCCCACAGCUGCUGAACAGUGACAACCGGGUAGACACUCAUGGCGUUGACCGGAUGUAUGGGCUGGAGGUGGAUGAUUUGGGGACUGUCAUGGACUUUUGA
Molecule: messenger RNA, 2235 nt
Organism: Closterium sp. NIES-65
Lineage: Eukaryota; Viridiplantae; Streptophyta; Zygnematophyceae; Desmidiales; Closteriaceae
Source: the annotation of a GenBank genome assembly